This is a messenger RNA of Cooperia oncophora, 225 nucleotides long. NCBI's taxonomy places the organism in Eukaryota, Metazoa, Nematoda, Chromadorea, Rhabditida, Trichostrongylidae. The record is from the annotation of a GenBank genome assembly.
AUGGAUAUCUCAAAACAUACUUCACGAACUUGGCUGGAUGACUCGGCGGCUGUCAACUGUACAACAUGUGGGAAGGUGUUUAGUCUGACAGUUCGAAAACAUCACUGUCGUGUUUGUGGCUUGAUAUUUUGUGCAACAUGUAGCUCAAAGACGACACAGAUUGCCAGUCACAAGAACCCAGUGAGGGUUUGUGACACUUGUUUCACGGAGGUCCAGAAUCGGUGA